AUGGAUUCUCGUCUCAACGUGCUCCCUUCAUUGGUUAUCAGAAAAGCGCUGGCAUUUUUAUCGCCUUUGGAUGCGUAAGUUCUAUUUUUUUUUUUUGCUGAUUUGUGUUAAUUUCCAUCAUUUGACAGGUUCGAAACGUUUCUCUCCACACCACAUUUGGUGCCCAAAUUAAUGGAGCAUAAACUUGAAUUGAACGAGAUAAAAAUAGAGUGUUGGGAUGAUUUCUACCACGUUCAAAUCGGUUCGAACGAGCGAACACCUAGUGAUCCCUAUCCGGCAGCUCAUUUGUACUUUUUGAGCACAGCCGAUGAUACACGUUGUCCAGGUGUGUUUUUAUAUCAAAUACGCUACAUAAAUGUCUUUUUUUAGCGCUUCCAAGUUGGCAGGAGGAUUGUGAAACAAUAUACUUGCGAGAAGAUUUGCGCAUUAACUUUAUGUAAGUUCAAAACAAUUUAUCUCAGUUGUCGCUAGCGUGAUCAAAAAGUUGUCAACUAAUAAAUUGUUCACUGAGACAUUGUGUACAUUUUAUAAGCGGAUCACUUUUUGCGAUUUCUACAAACAACUACGAUUCGUGACUGUUUUUAUGAACAGACACAAACUGACUUUCAGAUGUACACGUUCAAAAGAUCGCCGCAUUCAUGUGACGUGCAUUCCCGACAAGCAACGUCUUUUUGAAGCGUUUCGCGAGACGAUCACGUUUUUCCAAAAAGUCUAUCGAUUCGCAGCCAGCUCAACUUCAACGCUCACCAUUCAUUCGAACAAUGUGCUCAAUGUGCACAGUAUUCGCUUUGAAAAGUUCCGCAAUUUCAACAUUUUCCUGAGGUCCAACACGAUCGCUCCGUGCUGGUUUAUGAGCUGGUUGCUCGAGAAUUUCGAGCUGAACAAGUUGCACACUCUUCGCCAGGACGUUUUCGAGAAUUUCAGCCCGAAAAAGGUAAGCCACGCACGGUCUCCCAAGGGGCGCUAAUGCUAAACACAGUGCGCUCGUAAAUUGCGGAGUGUCGUUGUAACUUUUGAAAAUUUGCAGGUCUGAAAAUGCAGUUCAAUUCGAGUUUACGACCUUUAUUUCUUUCUUUUUGACUUGAAAAACGUCCAGAAAACAAUAUUUUACUGAUUGGAAACCGUUCUUUACAGAAUUUAGAGUUUUUCUUGUUUUUAGCGUCUUUUUCGCAUUUCAGCUCAUUUAGCAUUUCAUGAGCACAACGAACGAUAAAAAUGUUCGCUGAAUCUUUUUUCACAAAAUUCCGGUUCCGGCGGUUAGUUUUCUUGAGCAGUUUUCGAAAAAUAUUCGAAAAACAUCAAAAUCCAGGCCAAAACCUUCAAAUCGAAAUAACUCGGCUAAUUCUCAACGAUAUGCGAGAUUUCUGUUACCAAAACGUAGCUAGUGCUCUAAUUAUUCGACGCCAUGUUCCAGGCGCACAAAAAAACAGGUGUAUUGUAUAGAAAACAUGGAAAGAACGCGGCCACCCGUUGAAAAUUAAUUAAUCGGCCGCCGCGUAAAUCGACACAACCCGCCUGUUGCAAGUGCGCCCCAUUGAAAUCAUUCGCGCCGUGGGAGACCGUGGCUAUGGUGUUUGUAGACGUCCAACAGUUGUCGUCAUUAUUUUCAGCCAAUCCGAUGUCGUGAGGAAUUCCGCACCGUUGGAAAUUGGGUCACAUUCGAGAUCCUACAGAAAAUCGACUCGCCGACAAUUUAUCUCCGUCAGCCGCUCGUCAAGACGGUUCAGAUGAACGCAUAUAUCAAAAUGUGGACGGUCGGAGAAGUUGGACAGAAUUUGAAACUUCUGCACAUUGACGUCAUCGUCUCGGCUGCGAUUGAGGAUCUCAAAAAAGGGAUAGAAGUGGAGGAGACGACUGAUUUCGAAGUUCCGGGAAAGUUCUGCGCCGGCUCGUACAUUUCCAAUCGGAUCACCGACGGAUUCAACGUUCGUCGGACCACUGAUAACGCCGUUUUCACAGUCGCCGUCGGCAAAUCCUCCUUUUUUAUGUUCGCGCGGAACCAUUAA
Caenorhabditis sp. 36 PRJEB53466 is the source of this 2006-nucleotide messenger RNA. The record is from the annotation of a GenBank genome assembly. Lineage: Eukaryota; Metazoa; Nematoda; Chromadorea; Rhabditida; Rhabditidae.